CGCCCGCCCGCCCAGUCGCCGCCCGCCCGCCCAGUCGCCACCAGACGACUAACGAAAGCUUCCACAUUCAAAAAACCUCACCAAAAAUUAAAAACCUGUCACCCACCAGCCGAGUUCCAAAUUCAAAAUUUUCCAAAAUGGCGCCAGUGAUAACGACCCAGUGACCGGUGAGCGCGCAGGCUUGUCGGGAGAAUGGACGGAACUUAAUUUAUAAAACGUUGUGUAAAUCGAUGUACAUAAUAUUAUAUACGUGAGAGUGCUGUGCUGUGUUGUUGUUUAAACCGAUUCCUCAGACCCUAUGGGACCAAACUUCAGGAUAUACCACGUCGUAUACAAAAGUAAACCUUACUAAUUUGAAACAAGUCCUACAUUUACGUAAUUCCUAAUUUGUCCUUUUAAUAUAUAAAUAUUUAUAGUGAUUAUUUUACUGGUGGAACUAAAGUGUGAGUGCAGUGGUCGUGAAGUAUCCAGUGGCCGCUAAGUUUGAAGACCAAAGUUCGAUUUCCGGGAAUACUGGAUUUACGAAGAUUUAAAGGUCACAAUGAGCGGCGCGGCGGGAGGCGAGGCGCCGCCCACCACCCCCACGGAGCCGCUGGGGGCGCCAACCGAGGGGGCGCCGGCCGAGGGGGCGCCCAUCACCGCCCCCGCACCCCGCAAGCCGCCCCGCCGCGGGCCCAAGGUGCUGCAGGAGAGGCCCAAGAGAGCGCUCUUUUGUUUGACCUUGAAGAAUCCGCUAAGGAAGCUCUGCAUCGACAUUGUUGAGUGGAAACCGUUCGAGUGGAUGAUCCUGACGACCAUCUUCGCGAACUGCAUCGCGCUCGCCGUCUAUACGCCCUUCCCCUUCAGCGACUCCAACUACACCAACUCCAUACUGGAGAAGAUCGAGUACAUCUUCCUGGUGAUCUUCACGGGCGAGUGCGUGAUGAAGAUCAUCGCGUACGGCUUCGUGAUGCACGCCGGCUCCUACCUGCGCAACGGCUGGAACCUGCUCGACUUCACCAUCGUCGUUAUUGGCAUGCUGAGCACGAUCCUGUCGAGCAUCUUCAAGGACGCGUUCGACGUGAAGGCGCUCCGGGCCUUCCGCGUGCUGCGGCCGCUGCGGCUCGUCUCUGGAGUGCCCAGUCUACAGAUCGUGCUCAACUCGAUCCUGAAGGCGAUGAUCCCGCUGCUGCACAUCGCACUGCUGGUCAUCUUCGUCAUCAUCAUCUACGCCAUCAUCGGCCUCGAGCUCUUCUCCGGCAAGAUGCACAAGUCCUGCUACAAUAAGUACACAGACGAGAUAAUGGAGACCCCUCACCCUUGUGACCUCGACAACGGCUUCAACUGCACAACCCUGGGCGAGGAGAUGGAGUGCCGCGACGGCUGGAUCGGACCCAACUUCGGCAUCACCAACUUCGACAACUUCGGUCUCUCCAUGCUGACCGUGUUCCAGUGCAUCACGCUCGAGGGCUGGACUGAUGUCAUGUAUCAUAUUCAAGAUGCCAUGGGCAAUAGUUGGGAGUGGAUAUAUUUUGUUUCUAUGGUUAUUUUGGGAGCAUUUUUCGUUAUGAACCUAAUUCUUGGUGUUUUGUCUGGAGAAUUUUCCAAAGAAAGAGAGAAGGCGAAGAACAGAGGAGACUUCCAGAAACUUCGGGAGAAGCAGCAGCUAGAAGAAGACCUGAAGGGCUACCUCGACUGGAUCACGCAGGCAGAAUACCUGGAGCCACUCGCCGACCAGCACGACAACAACGACCAGAAGAGGGAGUAUGGAAUGGGGACGAUAUUAGAUCAAGCCCAAAAUGAACACGAUUCGACGGACCACUUGGGGAUUCAAACAAACGAACCACAAAAAGUAUCUCUGUGCAAACUUUGGAAAAAGGAUUUAGACAAGAUAAACAGAAGAAUGAAACGUUCAGGCCGUCGCGCGGUGAAGUCUCAGACGUUCUACUGGCUCAUCAUUAUUCUUGUCUUCCUCAACACUGUUGUCUUAGCCAGUGAACAUUACCAACAACCCCACUGGUUAGACCACUUCCAAGAGUACGGAAAUACUUUUUUCGUUGCUCUUUUUACACUAGAAAUGUUAGUUAAGAUGUACAGCUUAGGUUUACAAGGUUAUUUCGUGUCUCUCUUCAACCGGUUCGACUGCUUCGUGGUGAUCGGGUCCAUCAGUGAGAUGGUGCUGACGAAGACCGAGGUGAUGCCUCCGCUCGGCAUCUCUGUGCUGCGCUGUGUCCGACUGCUGAGAGUCUUCAAGGUCACCAAAUACUGGCGCUCGCUCUCCAACUUAGUAGCGUCACUCCUCAACUCGAUCCAGUCGAUCGCGUCGCUGCUGCUGCUGCUGUUCCUCUUCAUCAUGAUCUUCGCUCUGCUCGGCAUGCAGGUGUUCGGAGGGAGGUUCAACUACGACCCAGUGGUUGAAAAGGACCGGCACAACUUCGACUGCUUCUGGCAGGCGCUGCUCACUGUGUUUCAGAUCUUGACAGGCGAGGACUGGAACGCGGUGAUGUACGAGGGCAUUAAGGCGUACGGCGGCGUCGGCUCCGUGGGCAUCAUCGCAUGCGUCUACUUCAUCAUCCUGUUCAUCUGCGGCAACUACAUAUUGCUGAACGUGUUCUUGGCUAUCGCCGUCGAUAACUUGGCUGAUGCCGAAUCACUCACGAACAUUGAAAAAGAAGAAGGGGGCGGUGAAGAGAAAGAAGGUGGAAGCGUCGCGGCCGUCGAAGGCGUCCAAGCGGACACUGACGACGAAUACAUCCACGAUGACGACGCCUACACGACUGAUAAUUCAGAGAGAGAAUACGAAGAGACUGGCUCAGAGGGACAAGAAGAGCAGGAAAUAGAAGGAGAAUACGAUGAGCAAGAGGAAGGGGAGGGAGAGGAAGACGCUGAAGAGAACAGAGCAGCGGAGGAAGAACAAGAGAGGAGAGAGCAACAAGAGGAGGAGAUACAUCAGAGGAAUCACAUAGUAAACACAGAGUUGCCAGAAGAGCCUCGGCUGAAACGGAAACCGACCACCAGUUCGGCCAGGCCCCGGCGCCUGUCCGAGGUCGACAUCCACGACAGUAAGAAACCCAUCCCUGAUGCCAACUCUUUCUUCAUAUUUACUAAAGACAACAGGUUUCGUGUACUUUGCUACAAUUUGUCAGCAUCUUCCACAUGGGGCAACAUCAUUCUGGUCUGCAUCAUGUUCUCGUCAGCUAUGUUGGCUGCUGAAGACCCUUUAGAUGCUCAGCAGAAGGGGUUUAGAAAUUGGUUGUUGAGUCAAUUCGACGUGUUCUUCACCGGCAUCUUCACGCUGGAGCUGUUCCUGAAGCUGGUGACGUACGGACUCAUCUUCCACGAGGGCGCCUUCCUGCGCUCCGCCUUCAACGUGCUCGACAUGCUCGUCGUGUUCGUCUCCCUCAUUUCCAUGUUUUUCAAGUCUGGAAGUGUGUCUGUUGUGAAAAUCCUGAGAGUGUUUAGGGUACUGAGGCCUCUUAGGGCAAUCAACAGGGCCAAAGGCCUUAAGCACGUUGUUCAAUGUGUGAUCGUUGCCAUCAAAACGAUUGGGAACAUUUUGUUGGUUACAUCGUUACUGCAAUUCAUGUUUGCUGUCAUGGGCGUACAAAUGUUCAAGGGAAAGUUUUUUAAGUGUAAUGAUAUUUCCAAGAUGACAGAAGAAGAAUGCCAGGGAACAUAUUUAUUGUUCGAAAAUGGAAACUAUUUAAUUCGUGAUAGAGAAUGGACAAGAUAUAGCUUCCACUUUGAUAAUGUUAUGAAAGGAAUGCUGACUCUCUUCACAGUUUCUACUUUCGAAGGGUGGCCUGGGUUAUUGUAUGUCUCAAUAGACUCGAAUGCGGAGGAUCGUGGCCCCAUUACAAAUUUCCGUCCAAUCGUUGCAGCCUACUAUAUAAUUUAUAUUAUUAUUAUUGCCUUCUUUAUGGUAAAUAUAUUCGUUGGUUUUGUCAUAGUGACAUUCCAAAAUGAGGGAGAGCAAGAAUAUAAAAAUUGUGAAUUAGAUAAAAAUCAAAGAAACUGUAUUGAAUUCGCAUUGAAAGCGAAACCGAUCAGAAGAUAUAUCCCCAAGCAUCGCAUUCAAUACAAAGUUUGGUGGUUUGUCACUUCCCAGCCGUUUGAAUACGCAAUAUUUGUUCUCAUCAUGAUCAACACGAUCACAUUGGCUAUGAAGUACCACAACCAACCAGCAGAAUACAGUAAAGUAUUGGAUAUGCUCAACAUGGUUUUUACAGCCAUUUUUGCGUUGGAAUUUAUUUUUAAGUUGGCGGCGUUUAGGUUUAAGAACUACUUUGGGGACGCAUGGAACACAUUCGACUUUAUCAUUGUUUUAGGAAGUAUUAUAGAUAUAGUAUUUUCGCAAGUUAAUGAAUUAAAGAAUCAAGGCAGUGGACUCGGAAAAUCACAUGUCGUUAAGGAAAGCUCCAUACCUUCAAUAAACUUCUUCCGAUUGUUCCGUGUGAUGAGAUUGGUGAAGCUGUUGUCUCGAGGCGAAGGCAUCAGGACACUGCUGUGGACUUUCAUCAAGUCCUUCCAAGCUCUUCCAUACGUUGCCUUACUUAUCCUGAUGCUAUUUUUCAUCUACGCAGUAGUGGGGAUGCAGGUAUUCGGGAAAAUAGCAAUAGAUGAUGAAACGCCAAUAACAAGAAACAACCACUUCCAAACAUUCCCUCAAGCCAUCCUAGUGUUGUUCAGAUCGGCCACAGGUGAGGCGUGGCAGGACAUUAUGAUGGGCGUGUCGCCGGAGCCCGAGGUGCGCUGCGACGACAACUACCACGAGGAGCCCGGCGAGGACAGCGCCGCCGGCAGCUGCGGCAGCGUGCUCGCCUUCCCCUACUUCAUCUCCUUCUACGUUCUGUGUUCCUUCUUGAUUAUUAAUUUAUUCGUCGCUGUCAUUAUGGAUAAUUUUGACUAUUUAACUAGAGACUGGUCAAUAUUGGGACCACACCACUUAGAUGAAUUUAUAAGAUUAUGGAGUGAAUAUGAUCCAGAUGCCAAGGGUCGGAUAAAACAUUUAGAUGUAGUCACUUUACUAAGAAAAAUAAGUCCACCUUUAGGUUUUGGAAAACUUUGUCCACAUCGCAUGGCCUGUAAAAGACUUGUAUCUAUGAAUAUGCCCUUAAAUUCUGAUGGUACUGUACUUUUUAAUGCUACUCUAUUUGCCGUGGUUCGGACCUCGCUCAAAAUUAAAGUAGAAGGUAACAUAGAUGAUUGCAACACUCAACUACGAUCAGUUAUAAGAAAAAUAUGGAAAAGAACUUCUCCUAAACUCCUGGAUCAGGUAGUGCCACCUCCUGGUGACCCCAACGAGAUCACUGUCGGCAAGUUCUACGCAACUUUCCUCAUACAGGACUAUUUCAGAAGGAAUCACGCAUUCAAAAAACGUAAAGAGCAAGAAAUGCGGCAAAAUGACGAGUGUGGUAUUCAAAUGACACUCCAAGCUGGAUUAAGAACUUUACACGAAGCCGGUCCAGAACUAAAGAGAGCCAUAUCUGGCAAUUUAGACGAAGUUGUGGUUGAAAGUGAUAUUCCCAUGCAUCGGAGAAACCACUCGUUGUUUGGAGGUGUGUGGUCAAGUAUCAGAAGACAUGGACCUAAUCGUCAUUUCAAUCAUACAAAACAUCGAAAGCCUGGCGAACCGCCUCAAGAUGGUGUGGGUAAUCAUCUCAGUUCAAUGAUGCAGCGCGAAUAUGGAGGAUCCCCAAUGCCGCUGGCACCGAACAUGGGCAAUGGACAACCUAAGGAGCAAAUACCAUUAAGACCUCUUAUAUUUAACGGAGAAUCUGAGAAGAUAUAUCAAGUGUUGGAAAGAACGACAAAUGAUUUAAAGAACGCUAGCUACAAAGGUGGGAAUAGCACCGGCCGCGGCGUGAUGUCACUCCCGGGCAGCCCUCGUGGGACCAACAACUCGGUACCUGUCGUGGGAUCAGCUGAAAGCCUUGUGACCAGAGUCCUAACGGAGCAAGGACUAGGUGAGUAUUGCGAUCCAGAGUUCGUGAGGAAUACAUCCAGGGAGAUGCAGGAAGCACUCGAGAUGACUCAGGAGCAAAUGGACAGAGCGGCACAUCAACUCAUGGUGCAGGAGAGAAACUUGAAGCAAGCUCAAAAUCAACAAGCUCAGAUUUAUUGUUUGCCUUCCUCAGGGCGACAUGUACGCUCGACAGUUCCACCCUUUUCACCAGCCGGCCACUAUGUCUCCCCCGCCGCCUUACAAACGGUUAUAGCACCAACUGAAGAGCUGCGAGCGGCCGCCAGCGGCGCCGCCGCCCCCCUCCCCGCGCACCCCGCAGCGCCCUCUAGAAAGCGUCGUAAACGACGUCCUAUAUUGGUGUAAAAGUUGCGUAGUACCAUUCGUAAAACUUAAGAUUUUUCUUAUUAUCUGAUAACUACAUAAGGAUUUGGUGGUGAUAUUAGUAUGGUUCGAUAAUUACUUAGGCGUGCAGUUAUUCAAU
Messenger RNA from Plutella xylostella (diamondback moth), 6425 nucleotides. The record is from RefSeq and is a predicted model, not a curated record. NCBI's taxonomy places the organism in Eukaryota, Metazoa, Arthropoda, Insecta, Lepidoptera, Plutellidae.